This is a messenger RNA of Caenorhabditis briggsae, 1404 nucleotides long. The coding region runs from base 1 to 1404 and encodes 467 amino acids. The transcript has 10 exons. Gene Ontology annotation, cellular component: nucleus; nucleoplasm. Gene Ontology annotation, biological process: NLS-bearing protein import into nucleus. Lineage: Eukaryota; Metazoa; Nematoda; Chromadorea; Rhabditida; Rhabditidae. The record is from RefSeq and is a predicted model, not a curated record. Gene Ontology annotation, molecular function: nuclear import signal receptor activity; protein binding.
AUGGUCAAAUCUUCUAAGAAAGUGAAAAAUGAGGCGACACAAAAUCCUGAUACAAAAAUUAACUUUGAUUCCUCAAUGUUUGUUGCAAUGCUAGAAUCUUCUUGUCGUAUUCAGUUAUCAACUGCUCUUCAUUUCUUCCGGAAAACGUUUGCAAGCGGGCAGGAUACUUCGAGUGUUAUGAUCAAAGAACAGUAUUAUUCGAGAAUUAAAAAUGGGGUUUUGAAUGCACUCCGUAGUCACAUUCUAGAUAUCGAUGGAGAGGUGAACGCAGUGUGGAUUAUCACAAAUAUGUGCUGUAUUAAUCAAGAAGUUACUCAUCUCUUCGUUCAAUCGAACGUCAUCGACACACUCACACAACUCGUUCGUUCUGCCAACCAUCGUCUUUUGAAUCAAACCAUUUGGGCACUGGCAAACAUCGCUGCAGAUUGUCCAUCCUGUAAAAUGAUGUGUCGGAAACCGAAACUUCUGAAAGCUCUUUCAAAACUGUUGCAAACUCCACAAUUACUCGAUGAAACUGAAUAUCGUCAUCUGAUUUGGUGCAUCAAUAAUAUUCUUUCUGGUGGAAGAGCAACGAUGACCUCUCCUGUUGCCCGCUCUUUGAUUCGCGGUUUUUCCAACAUACUUUUGGAUACAGAGAAAGUUCAGAAAAUGAAAUGUGGUCCAAUGAUUUUGUGGACUAUGGCUAAUUUGGUGGACAGUACACAUGAUACUACUAGGAUUGAUAUGCUUCUAUCACAACCGCUUCUCAUCGAACAUGUUCUCAUGCUUUUCCUGGAUGAAAACGAGAAACCAUGUCAUACUGCGGCUCUCCGUCUACUUGGAAAUAUUGUUGUGGGGAAUGACGCUCAAACCGAUCAACUUCUAGAAUACCCCCACUUCAGAACUGUCAUGAACAUUGCUAUGUCGUGUGCUGAGUUUAAUAGUGAAGCUGCAUGGAUCGUCUCGAAUAUUGUUGCUGGUUCUCCGCGUCAUGUGGAUUUCGUUUUGGAAAAGCCAGAGCAUUUCUACUCGUGGCUGUUAGCUGGAAUCAACUCAAAAGAGGAACGAAUGAGAAAGGAAUCGUUAUGGAUUGUUGGUAAUCUUCUGGCAACUGCUGACCAAUUUCAACGAACACUUCUCGUCACUCUCGGAGUCACGCAUCAUUUACCCGCACUUCUGGAGUGGAACGAUAUCCGAUUGAGAGAGAAGGCAGCUACAACUGCUGCCGAGUUGCUCAGAGAGAACACAUGGCAGUACAAGUUGUAUCAGGAUCUCAACAUCAUUGAAUGCAUCGAAGCUGCAGGACAACGGUUCUCAACCCAAAAAGCGGAACUUCAAAUGUUGAUGAACGAUCUGGAGCCACCGAAACGUCCAAAGAACGAAGAUCCGGAUUGUCGAGUAAUCUGUUAUAGUUCUUUGCCCUGA